AUGGCGAAUACUGAACUCUUGAGAGAGUUGUCUCCGAGCGAGAAAGCUUUACAAGGGCAACAUGACAUAGCAUCCACAACUGGACAUGGAUUUCUCAUCUACGACAAAUCAUUCAGAGAAAUUACUGGCUCUUCUCCAGCUUUGAGAUGCGUAGUCGAAGAUGACUUGCCCUUUGCACAUGAAGCUGGUGUAUACCUGCCUGACCAGGAUUCGCUGUUUGUCACCAGUAACAGGUGCAAGUGGAAUCAGACCGAUGAUGCUUCCAUCAUGAUCCACAAGCUCGAAAGAGAGAGUGACGGCAGGUGGACGAAGAAAAGGGUCGAGACCGAUGUCACCAUGGCAAACGGAGGUGUCAAUUAUCAGACCGGUAUACUUUUCUGCUCUCAAGGAGACCACUCGUCCAAGGGCGGUCUCGUAUUCAUGGAAGCCGCGGCCCCUUACAAGGUCCAGACGCUCGUGAACAGCUAUCAUGGGCGAAGGUUCAACUCAGUCAACGAUGUCGUGAUCAAAUCGGACGGGUCAGUGUGGUUCACCGACCCGAUCUACGGCUCAGAGCAAGGAUUCUGCCCGAAGCCGCAGUUGCCAAAUCAGCUGUAUCGCUUCGAACCAGAGACCGGAAACAUCAGGGCAGUCGCCGAUGGAUUCGGGCGACCGAAUGGACUGUGUUUCUCUCCUGAUGAACAGACACUCUAUGUAACGGAUACAGAGUGGAUUCAUGGUGACGGUACAACAGACGAUACUCGCGUGUCUUCGAUCUAUGCCUUCGAUGUGAUUCGGCGUUCAGGGACGGAUUUCUUGGCCAAUCGUCGGCUUUUUGCGAUGGCAGAUACUGGCAUUCCAGACGGCAUCAAGUGCGAUACAGUUGGGAACGUAUAUUCAGGAUGUGGAGAUGGCCUCAACGUCUGGAAUGCUGGAGGCACUUUGAUCGGCAAGGUUCUAGUACCUGGAGGUGUGGCAAACUUCUGCUUUGGCCGCAGUGGGGAAUUGUUCUUGCUGAACGAGACCAAGUUUUGGGUCGCAAGCAUAGCUUCUUCAGCCAAAGGUGCUUUGCUGGAGGGUAUGGGGGUUGACUGUGACAAGCUUAGCAAGAGCAGCCGUUCUUCUGUCAUAUAA
Molecule: messenger RNA, 1113 nt
Organism: Aureobasidium melanogenum CBS 110374
Lineage: Eukaryota; Fungi; Ascomycota; Dothideomycetes; Dothideales; Saccotheciaceae
Product: calcium-dependent phosphotriesterase
Exons: 3
Coding region: 1-1113 (370 amino acids)
Source: RefSeq, a predicted model, not a curated record